This is a messenger RNA of Mastomys coucha (southern multimammate mouse), 2272 nucleotides long. RefSeq names its product chromosome unknown C10orf105 homolog (gene CUNH10orf105). The transcript has 4 exons. Lineage: Eukaryota; Metazoa; Chordata; Mammalia; Rodentia; Muridae. The coding region runs from base 494 to 880 and encodes 128 amino acids. The record is from RefSeq and is a predicted model, not a curated record.
CCCUCUGCUGUAUCCACUUGGACAGGACCACAUGUGAGACAUUAAUUAGGUCAUCACUCUCUGGCCCAGGCUGAACAAGGCCACUCCAUGCCUCUAUGACCCCCUACCAGUGAGGCUCUUGAUGUCUUGGGACCAUCACGAGGGUGACUCUGAAGCAGCUGCCACAUCACUGAAAAGCCUACUUUGGCACGGGUGAAGAUGUUUAAAAGCUGUGUCCCUGGAGCUCCCUGAUCUGCUUACAGGCAGUCGCACUGAAGAGUUUCCCAUGAUCCACAGGCCAGGACUCUCCUAACAAAACCAGCCCAGGACGAAAAGUAGGGGGAGAGCCAGUCUCCUGCAGGCUCAGCAGCACAACAUAGGAUCACAGCCUGAUCACAGCCCGGCCCACUGGUACACCUUGGAUCUCCCUGGACACCUGCCUGCUGAGGAUACAGACCUCCAAGGAAAGGACGUGAGGUCAAUGCCGAGAGACGAUAGAGAAAGCUGAUGUACCAUGAACACAGAGGGCUCCAGCCUUCCCAGCCCUCCAACCUUUCUUACGACCCCAGCCACUUCUGGGACUUCCACCCAGUCUGCCGACCCUGUACCGAUUCUCAUUGCCCUGGCCUGCAUUUUUCUACUCCUGGCCUCUUGCCUGCUGUUCAUGAUGCUGUGUAAGCCAACUGCCCUGGACCCUGGCCGCCGAGGUGCCCGGGAAUGCAUGCCACAUCACCCAGCGAGCCCCAGUGAGCCCAGGCUCCGGCUCUGGAAGCGCCUGGGCUCGCUGCGACGCUCUCUGCACAGCUUCCGACGAGGCAGGCCCGCUAUCCAGCGGAGUCCUCUGCCGGGCCUCCAUGACCACCAAGGUGACUAUGACUGGACCGAAGCCACCAAGAUGUGACACAGUGCCCAUCCACACGUGGGCUCAGCCAAGACCAUCCCACCUCUGAUGAAACCUGGCAUCACAGGCCAUAGGACAUACUCUGGACCCCAAAAGCACCCCAGUCUUUCCCUCUGUGUCUAGUCUAUGUCCUUUCCCAGGAGACUCUGAAGGCUCCUGAUUCUGUGUGCUAACAGACCUUUGGAUCAAAAGAUGAAUAUCCAAAGGCCUUUUAGCCCUUUCCUCUGGGGCUCUGAGGUAUAGCUUGGGGCACUGGAGCACCCAUUUUGGAAGCAAGGUAUAUACUAAUCUUAGGAAUAGCAUCUUUGGUCCUCCAGAAACCUGGUUUAUCUUCUGACGAUCCAGCUUAAACCAGCUGCUAAGAGGUUCAGAUGUCUCAGCUAGUAGGAUGCUUGUAUCUGUGCUAGCCCAAGGAAAGGGACUCGGGCAUCUUUCUUGACCUUCCUGCCCCUUCUGUUGGGUCUUGUUCAUUGCCAGCUAGGGCACUGGUAAGGAUCAAAUCAUGAGCAUCCUUCAGUGGCACCUGUCAGGAUAGCUUGGGAAGACUUGGAGAUGGAUGAAGAUGUUUCCUGUACGCCGAAUGUGGGAAGAUCACACUUGUAAUCCCAGCAUUCAACGGGCCGAGGUAGGAUUGUCUAAGGCAGCCUGAGCUAAACGUGAAAUCACAAUGCCAAUUUAAAAUCAAGACAAGUGAGACAAACACAAACUAAGCUGCUGUCCAAGGCUAGGUGGAGGCUGAGUCACCGUGGCGGGAGGCUAGCCACUGUCAGCACCAGAGGCGAUGUCACCUGGACUCUGAGGAUGCAGUGGUACCAAGUCUCACCGGGGAAGAGGUGGCCUCCUCUCAGAUUGUGUGAACCAGACCUCCUAGGACAGCUGGAGGAUCAAGGCUGGAUGGCACUAGCUGUGCUCUCUGUGGUGUUGCAACAACUUCAUCAAGAGACAGGUCAAAGCAGGCCCACUCCAGUAUGGUGUGGGCUGUUGGGAAUCAUCCCUUCUCUCACUCACCCUCUCCGGUCAAGGCCUUCCGCAUCUUAGACUUGAAAAUGGGGCGGAGGGAACCUGAGAUGUUUAGCUCCUGUCGAGGAGUCAAGUGAUCCAGGAGCCAAUCACAGGACUGCCUACCCGACCCAAGUCUUCCCAAGGACCAAUCUCUGGUUUUGCUGUUACCUGGUUCAGAGCCAUCAUUGUCUCCCAUGUGGCCACUGGGUGUACCCGCUCCACAGAGUGCAGCAGGAUCUGGGCACGAGCUGCAAUUUAUAUUUCACACCUCAUCCUGACCAGACACUUGAGGCAACUGAAUGAUACUGUCCUCUCUGUUUAUGGUUUAUGCUUUACUAGUAGCAGUGUUUCGAAGCAUUCUUUGUUUUCCAAUAGAACUACCCUCUCUCU